Equus caballus (horse) is the source of this 4368-nucleotide messenger RNA. RefSeq names its product glypican 5 (gene GPC5). Gene Ontology annotation, biological process: positive regulation of canonical Wnt signaling pathway; regulation of protein localization to membrane; cell migration. NCBI's taxonomy places the organism in Eukaryota, Metazoa, Chordata, Mammalia, Perissodactyla, Equidae. Gene Ontology annotation, cellular component: plasma membrane; cell surface; extracellular region. The record is from RefSeq and is a predicted model, not a curated record.
GGCGCGUCUCAGGUUGGCAGCUUCUAGCCGAGCCGGCGGCGACGGCUGCGGUGGCCAGAGCCAGAUGCUCGCGGACUCCGUUCGGCCCCAGCCGUUCUUCUUGUCCGCGCAGCGCCAGCUUCCUCGCCCGAGAGGGAGACCCGGCGGCGCUCUGCCCGAGGACCCUGGUGUCUCAGCCUCAGGGUUCCUCCGGUGAAAGCCAAGCGCUCCCAGGUGAAGCCAGCAUCCCAGAGCGGUCCCGGAACGCCCGCCGCCAGAUCGCACCUCUUGGGAACCUCGACCGCUGAGCCUUUUCCAGCGCCUGCACCGCGGGGCGCGCGGGGAGAGUGGGGUCCACAGCCGGGGAAGGGGGGACCAGGACAUCGAUGAUGGAUGCACGGACCUGGCGCGUGGGCUGUCGCUGUCUCCUCCUUCUGGCUCUCGUCGGGUCUACCCGAAGCGAGGGCGUGCAGAGCUGCGAAGAAGUUCGGAAAGUUUUCCAGUGGCGCCUCGCGGGAGCUGUCAAGGGGCUGCCGGAUUCGCCGCGGCCAGGACCUGAUCUUCAGGUUUGCACAUCCAAAAAACCUACAUGUUGCACCAGGAAGAUGGAGGAGAGAUAUCAGAUUGCAGCUCGCCAAGAUAUGCAGCGGGUGCUUCAAACAUCCAGCUCUACAUUAAAGUUUCUAAUAUCUCGAAACGCAGCUGCUUUUCAAGAGACCCUUGAAACUCUCAUCAGACAAGCAGAAAAUUACACCAGCAUACUUUUUUGCAACACCUACAGGAACAUGGCCUUAGAGGCUGCUGCUUCAAUUCAGGAGUUCUUCACUGAUGUAGGGCUCUAUUUAUUUGGUGCGGAUGUUAAUCCUGAAGAAUUUGUAAACAGAUUCUUUGACAGUCUUUUCCCUCUAGUCUACAAUCAUCUCAUUAACCCUGGUGUGACUGAAAGCAGCCUGGAAUACUCAGAAUGCAUCCGGAUGGCCCGCAGGGACGUUAGUCCAUUUGGUAAUAUUCCCCAAAGAGUGAUGGGGCAAAUGGGGAGGUCGCUGCUGCCCAGCCGCACAUUUCUGCAGGCACUGAAUCUGGGCAUUGAAGUCAUCAAUACCACAGACCACCUGUAUUUCUCCAAAGAGUGCGGCAGAGUCCUUCUGAGGAUGGAGUACUGCCCUCACUGCCAGGGCCUGACUCUCAGUAAGCCUUGUAUGGGGUACUGUCUCAACGUCAUGAGAGGCUGCUUGGCACACGUGGCAGAGCUUAAUCCACACUGGCAUGCGUACAUCCGGUCGUUGGAAGAGCUGUCAGAUGCCAUGCAUGGAACAUAUGACAUUGAACACGUGCUCUUGAACUUCCACUUGCUUGUUAAUGAUGCUGUGAUGCAGGCUCACGUUGAUGGACAAAACUUAUCGGCACGGGUAAAUAAGAUUUGUGGCCGUCCAAUCAGAUCACCCACACAAAGCCCCCGCUGUUCUUUUGAUGGGAUCAAAGAGAAGCAUGGAAUGAAGAUCUCUGCAAGAAAUGGUGAAGAGACACUUGCCAACAGAAGAAAGGAAUUUAUCAACAGCCUUCGACUGUACAGGACAUUCUAUGGGGGCCUGGCUGAUCAGCUUUGUGUGAAUGAAUUGGCCGCUGCUGAUGGACUGCCCUGCUGGAAUGGAGAAGAUAUAGUAAAAAGCUAUACUCAGCGUGUGGUUGGAAAUGGAAUCAAAGCCCAAUCUGGAAAUCCUGAAAUCAAAGUCAAAGGAAGUGAUCCUGUGAUAAAUCAGAUUAUUGAUAAACUGAAGCAUGUUAUUCAGAAAUAAAGAGUUAUGACUCCAGAUUCAGCCCACCAAGUGACCAUGACAAUGAAGGAAAACAUGCACACUCGACAAUAAUUGUGAAAUUCCUGAAUGUUGAAGAGAAGAUAUUAAAAUCUUCUGGGAAAAGAAACCAAAUAAACAAAUUCAUACAAAUGCAUACAAAGAAUGAGGAUCAGAUUUGUAGUUGCUUAUCUACAAGAUAAUAGAAGACGUUGGAAAAACAAUACCUUCAAAUGAUGAGGCAACUGAUUUCUGACCUGAAAUUCUAUACCCAGCUAAAUUAGCAAUCAAAUAUGGGAUAGAGAUAUUUUCAGAUAGGUAAGGAUAUACAAAUUAUAAAUUUGUACAAAGCUGCUGACAAAAGGAGUAAUCGAGAAACAAGAUAUGGGGUCCAGGUAACAUGAUAUUGAGUAUGCCAGAAUAGAGAAAAGGAUGACUGUUUGUGGGAGGGAACUUUGGAAGCCAAAAGAAAAAAAAUCAAAAAAGUGAUGUGUUGGAAUAUAUGGAAAAGAUACUAAGCAUUUGACAUAUCUGCUAGAGUAUUUGAGGGAAAAAUGAGAUAGAUACAUAGAAAGAUGUGAUAGAUACAAUGCAAACUAUGCAAAUAUGUAGAUACCGUGGCAAUUAUAGAUUAUAGGAAAGCAAAGAGCUUUACAGGAAAGAAAUAUAAUCAUAGUGUACUGUCACCCUGAUGUGAAUAAUAUAUUUGUAAACCCAACUAUUAUUUUGAUCAAACUUUGCUAAAACUAUAUUAGUUGAAUGAGAAAAAAGAAAGUCGGACGUGGUGGUACAACAGAAAAUCAGUAAAUAGUGCCCAGAAUUAUCAAGAAACAGGAAAACUGCCUAUUUAAUAAAAGUUAUUUAGAUAUAUAAGGUUAAUGCCAGAACAAUCAAUCAGGUUGAUUAUUACUGCCUACAGGAGCAAGAAACAUGAUAUAUAAAAUGCUUGGGCAUAGGAAUGCUUUUUGUUUUUACCAUAAAACUUUCGUACUAAAUUUUUUACUAGGUAUAUUUAUUACUCUGAAAAGUAUAAAUAUAAUUUUAAAAACUAAAGACAAACUCUCUAUCAUGAUUUAUAUGGACCUUGCAUAACCUGGUCUUCUAUGUCUCCAGUCUCCUUAGCUAAUUCUUCCCCUUUUUUACACAAACUCGACAUAUAUUCUCCCCAUAUACACAGUCCUCAAUGUUUCAAUCCUUUCAAUAUUCCAGCCUUUUCUUACUUCUAAGUCUUCCAGUCUCACUUUAAAAAAAAAACAACAAAUUAUUAUUAUUUUUACUUGGGAAAAAACAACUGUAUCUUUUUCUCUGAAACUCAUAGUCAUCCAUUAUGUCUCAGUUUCUCCUAACAAAGGACAUGUGCACUCUUACAUUCUUCUGGGCACUCUGUAACUAACUUAUGAGAGCGCUUCUCUAGAGCAGAAAAAUCAAGGAAGUAAAUAGCCAAGGUAUUGGAUAAUAUCCACAGUGGACUCUCCCUGUACCCAUUUUCUGUACCCAAAUAUCUUAGUUUGCUGUUCUUCAUUAUUUCUGAUCCUAAACUUUAUCUUCCUAUUCUCUAUCUGAUUUUAGUGUUUUGAGCCAUAUCUUACAAACUUGGCUAGUUUUUCAGUUUGAGCUUGGCUUAUCUUUUUGCUCUGAUUAAACGCUCCAGAGAAACCCCUCCUCUAGCUUUUUCUGUAUAUUUAUUCACGUUCAUAAUUCUACCACCUUCAUUGAAUUCUGGGUUCCUAGGGUCAUGGUAAUUCAUAGGGUUUCCCAAUCAAACAGCCUCUCUUUUCUCUUCUUGUUAUUCAAAGUUUUCUGAGCCACAUGCAGUCCUCUCCAAGCAACUGUCAUAAUUUGACUUCAAAUACCCCAAAGUUGGGCAUGCCAAAAAGAAUUCACCUAAUGAGCAUUUGUAGUACUCCUUUGCCAUAUGUAGUUUUUGACUGGCUCAUGCAUAUUCUCAGUUUUCUGCAGGUAUAUUACAAGUCCAUAAUGCUUUGCAGACUCAAUAAAUGUACUCUGUAAUCACUUGAAUGUCAUUUUAUGAACGUGCUUUGAAGAUGUAAUUCAUCAGAGCAGAGCAGUUUCUGGAUAUAUUUCUUGCAGUUCAGCAGCACUUAACCAGAUGGCCCCCUAUAGUUUUGAAGGAGUUAAUGCACCUUGAAAGUAGGCUGACUUAUGAGAGGAAUAUAGUCAUGGGGGAUCAAUGGGAAAAGUUUCUUAGGUAUAGGAUUUUGAAGAAGUGAAAUAAAUACUAUAUAAAGAUUCAUUAAAAACUAAACUAAGUAAAAGUUCUAUAAUAAAAUUAAAAUAUGAAUUAUAAUAACCUUAAGAAAUGUGAUGUCUUAUGACUAUAAGUUCUACCCUUAUUAUGUAUUUCACAUUGACGUGAUGGAUCUUAAUCAGUUUCAUUAGAAAUAAAACAAAUCAUGAGUUUUAUAGUAAUGAGUUUGAAUAGGCAUUUAUGUAUCUUUUUACAAAGCAGGUCAGUUAUUAUUUCUGAAAAAUGAUCAUUUUGAAAUUUUAUAUCUGGAAAUAUAUUAUCAAACCAGGCCUGAAACUCGUUAAACAGAUGGUAAAAUCUAAUUUAACUUCCUUUAAUGCUCUUUUC